GGCAGGCGAUGGUGACUUAAGAGACCUUUGUGCGAAUCUUGUGCCGCAGCUGUUACAGCGGCGGCAAAGGGACCGAGGGGCAGAUGCGCCGCACCGCACGGGGUCUUGGGGCUCGGGGCUCGUGAGUCGCGACUCGGGGCGUUAGAUGACGGACCAACCAGACGAUGGUGUUGCAAACCUUGUUCUUGUGGAAUGGUCGCUGUUACUGCCUUUUCCGCCGUCAGAGCGCUGAUCAUAAAGCCAACGUUAUUGCUAACAACGCUCUAUGUAAGCUGUCUUGCCUCGUCGUCAGCAGUCUGUUUGCUGCUGCCGCUGCUGGAGACCUUCUAGCCAUAGGGUUCAAGCCCUGUCGCGAAAAGAGAAACUUACAGACAUCACAUAUACACAGACACAUUCACUCACACGGCCAGUCCAACAAGGUCUGUGUAUGUCCAUUUGUGCGCCGUUGGCCGUAUUGGGUAACUGCGAGCGAUGUAAGCUCUCCGACGAAAUUGCUGUUGCUCUUACCGCUUCGUGUGAACGGAUUUUGGGACCUACGAAGUGCGACGAUGACCGACGUCAAAGACGACGACGACGACGAUGACGCUGAACCGGAGGACAGAGGCAAAGACUACUACAUCACCAUCACAAGAAGAUUAUUACUGCCACUAUUGCCCCUAUUACCCUACAGCAAUCCAACUACCGAGACACGGGGGGCAAGCAACUCGGGAAGGGUCUGAUUUUAGUCAACCCCGAAAUGCCCAACGACGAAGCUGCUGUACUUCGUUACAUCAGAAGCUUUCGACCUAGGGAAGGUCCCCUUGGGAACAAAACAGCAAUCUGAAUAAACCAUUUUAAUCUAGCGUUUUUUGGCUGAUGACGUUGCAUUAAGUGAAAAGCGAUCUCGGUCACUUUUUCAAGAUACGCUAAUUUCUCUUGUCUGUGUUCGGUACACUUAUCUCCUGAUCAUGAAUAGUUAACUUUGAGCAAUAAAAUGGAAACGUAGAAACAUAAAGUGGGGAAGGCAGGCUGAGGGGGUUAAGAGUCGCGGGGAUGAAUGAGGAAAAUGAAGCGGCGUGUAUCACUUUGGCGAGUUAUCGGGCGCUUUUCAAUACUGAAUUAUGGCGCAGUUGGAUGUAACGCAACGCGAUCUGCCAGUAUGAAAGUAACUUCGACGUACCCGUUACCAUCAUACACUGUUGCACAUCGCCACUCCCAGGAGUUGUUUUGGAUCCCCAGGCGAUUGAGAAGAAGACGAAGAAAAAGGGGUGCUCUACUUAUUGAGCCGCUUAUCCGAUAUAUCGCAAUAUAUCUCAAUUGCCACUGCGAUUUUUGCCGUUCUGUCAGCGGCCGGCCGGCCAGCCGGUAUAUUUCUACUACUACAAUCAUCAUCACCACCAUCACCACCAAAAAUCUGAUGGUGAUCGCUGUUAUAUGCAACGCUUGUUAUUUGCCUCGAGACUCUCGGAGCGAGCACAAACUUCCGUCUAUCCUGUAUAUUAUCCGCAUCUAUGGUUGUGUCGAUUUUUUCGUGCUGACACUGUGCGUGUAUGUUUGUGUGUGAGUCAAUUUCAGAGAGUUCUUUCCAAGCGGACGUUAUGUCGGCUUUACGGGACAGAAUCGACGUUGUCGGUUGCAGACCAUCUUAGACAACGUAUAGCUAGAUAUACUACUGUAUAGAAACGAGUCGGCUGAUUUGUUUUCAUACAGUAGAACAACAACAAGUCAGGCGGCAGCAGCAGUUAGAGAUGCGUGUGGUUCGACACUUCAGCUAGCGUUGUUUUCAACGCUCAGAUACGCGACAGGAACGUUAAAUACAGAUCAACGCUACAAGUACGUGCUGCUACUGGGUAUUGCGACUUUAAACCGAGAGAGGAUGACUGGACAGAACAGAGAGCGUGGUGUUGCUGCUGUUGUUGUUAAUGAUGAUGAUGGCGCGGUCGUUCCUGGAGGAAGUUUUAUUCUAAUUCCGGACGAGGCGCAGGCUGGUUUUGUUUACUUCGGUAGCUACCACCAUCGGCAUCCGCUGGAUUUAGGUGUAACAGCCGCCGUAUGAGUAGACGAUGAUAAAUCAGGGGGAACGAAUUCAUCGUAUUCAACUCAUCAUCUGGCUCAUAAAUUGUGCUUUCGUGACGUUUUUGUUUUGCUCACUGUUUUUUCUCUUUCGAGAAGAGAUCGAGAGUUUUCCUCUGCCAGUGUCCUUCCCCGUGUUUUGUGCUCCUGUGGCCCACAAACACUACCGCUCUACCCCGAUAACGUACUCUACCUAUUGACGUAUGUUGGUACCUGUUCUACUGCUGACGCACUGCUGGUACCAGUGUCUUUCUCGUGUUCUCCAUCCCCGCCGCCGUCACUUCUGCUGCUGCUGCUGGGGCACCCACUUCGCCUCAUCUUGUCUCCGCGAUAUGUUAAUGUACAACAGCGAGGCCAAGAGGUCGGACCCGCUCGAAGCGUCCCGAAGUCGAUCUCGGAUCGGCGUUCUCUCCUAGAAUCGGGUUGGUCGAGAGUGGGUGAGGAGGCGCUAGACGCCAGCCCGAAUCACCCACCAGAACGCCAGGCCGACAGCACCGUCUCCGUCAGUCUGUACUGCGCCAGCCAGCGUUCUCGAACGGCAGCUACCCAUUCAGCAAGCCAGAAAGCCCCGAGCGCUCGGAUCGAUCGAACCAGUCGGGGCAGCCGUGUCAAGCUUAGAGAAGCUGGCGGUGCUCUGUUGCAGUCCGAGUCGGUCGCGCACUGGUACAGCGAGGACGCACCCAGCUACCCCACCGUUUCAUCCACUUGUGCAGCUGCCACUAGCACUGUUUCUACCGCUACUACUGCCAAAGCCAUUGCUACAAGAUGCGUCUGUGCACCACUGGUAAGCACCUCUAGCUCUACUACAAGCAGCACCAGUCGGUGAAUGUUGACGAUGCCAGUAAAAGUAACAGUCAAAAUAGUCUCCCUUUUGCUGCUGCUGUUGUUGCACAUCGUUUCCGUAGUCUCACUGAUUUGGUCGCUCGUUCAGCUCGCCUCGGAUCAUUCGUUUGCUCGCUCCGUUGCCGUCUCUAUUCCGUCAUCUCCUGCUGCUGUUGCUGCUGCUGCCGCCAUCGCCGCCGCCGCCGUCGUCUCCACCGGUGCUCUGGUGGGUCGGUCAGACUGACGGUUCUCGACGGCGCAUGCGCGCCAACAGAGACACAGCGCCGCCGCUGCACGCCUGCCGCGACGGCAGUAGCAGUCGCCGCCGCCACCGCCGCUGCUUCUGCCGCGACUGCUUUUACUCCUCGUCGGCCGCGGCAGCACCCGACCGCGCUACUGGUCUGGUUCGGCUACGCACUGUUCGACUCGGCGAAGAGUGAAUCGGUGUUGGUACCGGGAGAGACGAUCCUCUUUGGGAGUCCACUUUGACGGACGCUCGGAGCCAAGAAACGUCGGAGUGUUCUAACACGACACUGCCUGCACGUUACUACUCCUUGUCUACCAGUUUGAUGGUACUUGCCGUCGCCAACAGGCCAAGUUAGCAACGAGGCGACUGCAGUAGAAACGACCUGUCUAUCCAUUUCGUGUUAGCUUCGCUGUCGCUGUAGAGGAAUGAGUGCGAUGCUUAGCGCAUAAAAGCUGAUAGCAGAAUUGUCUGGUAGUAUGACCGUGAGUGCGUUCGAUCCUAUGCCUCAGUCCAGAUCGGUUAUGCGGAUGUGUCUUGUACUCUGCGAAAUAUGACAGCAAAUCUCUGUUUGUGCAGCAGCGAUCUUUUAGCUGUGCCCUCUGUCCCUCCUAACACCGCCACGAUCCUUGCUAACAUAGCUUGUUACGUAAGGAUCAGACAUAAAUGAUAGUCAGACAUAGCUAACCAGAUGUUAAGAAGCAUCUGUGAAGAUCGACACAGCAGCAUAUACAAUUGAUUGCAAAAUCUAAAACAACAACAGGUGGCGAGUAAACCGAAUCUGCGCCAACUCACUAAAUCAGCCAUUUGGCGUUUUGCAACAGGCCGGAACCUAUCCGCCCCCUGUGUACUUCAGCGACUACCGUCUCGUCUGUGAACUAAGUCAAAGACGGUGCCUACGUCGAUCAGUGCUUGUGCAUGUGUGAGUCUGUGCUUUUACCAUCUGUGUGUUGCGAUGAACUGUCGCCAUCGUUGAUCUGUGUACUGAUGAAUCUGCUCCCUAGAUCGACUUCCUGUAUCUCCCGGUCUUUCGUUGUUGGCGAUUUCAUCGUUGAUGGUAGGACAUCUCAGCGGACGUCAUUGUCAAUUCGGGAAGAAAAAAAAUCCUCGAGUAAGAGAGAGAACGAGAAUUCGAACAUAGACCAUCUUCUCUUAAUGCUGUGUCCCCAUAGCGUUGUACGACUGUGUCAAUUCUGUCGUGUGUCCGUACGCCAAGCCGAGGAUGCCGAAGAUCGGCAAAGACGGAGUUUGUGUCGUUUCUGCUGACGUCUGCCGCAGAUGUCGCAUUCACCUGGUGUCGCCAGGCUUCGAAUAGCACCGUCUCGUACUGCUUUCAUCUAUUCCUUACUGAGGCUCUGAUCAAGCGUCGAACAUGAGAUGGACCAAAAGCGACCUGAAAUCGCUGAAGAAGUUAAGGACCUGAAGGACUCAUUAACGUAAAGACGUCGGCGAUGACUACGACACUCCGACGAGACUGAACAGAGAGAAUACAGACACUCAGCGAAGAAUCUCUAAGAUUAUCACAUGUUCAGUUGUUGAAUUCGUUCUGCAGGGCGAAGUCGCGCACCAUAUCCAGAACUUAACAGAUACAGACACGCAUAAGCACACACACGUGAUGCUCUUUCUAUCUAUUACUAUUGAGUAGCAUAUUUACUUUUGCUUGCUAUUUUUACAGAAGAGCAUCGAAGCGAGCCAAACCAAAGACGAGCUGUUCGUGUCUACGGGAAAGUGUAACAAUAUCUUUUUUCUCUGACUGUUCCUGUUUUCUGCUUUGUUGUUGCUUUUUUUCAGUGUCAGUUUCUACUUCUUUUCAUUCACUUCUUUCAGAUCGAGUGUGACCAGAUUUAAUCAUCAUCAAUAUUUUCGCCAUUGCCGAUUAUAGACAGCAAUCGAAGCCGUCAAGCGCGCCAUUGCCGAACAACUGCUGCUCCUUUUAAAGAUCUAGCUCCUCCAUGCAUGCACAACAUAAUAACAAACGAGAGAAUCUUUAUCUUACACCUUUUCUAUUUUCAUACUACCACUCACUCCACUUUAUUUCACAUGCACCGCCGCGUACAGCUCGAGACGCAGCGCUGACCCUCUCCUAUACAAACGACUUCAACUAACUUCAUUCGAUCAUCAUCAACGUACGCUUUGCACAAUGUCUGAAUUACUUACGGUACUGGCCUCAUUACUUGCAGACGUGAAUGCCAACUACCUAUGGCCGGCAGCUUUGGCCGCUUUCCAGAAUGCCUCGGGCCAACGGUCCGAGAGUCCUGAACCCGGAAACAACUUCAGCCCUACCCCAAACCCGGCGCCCAUCCCGCCACAGGGACGCCGUCGGAUGACCCAGCAGAACCCGAAUUCGCCCAACAAGCGUCGUGGCCGCUACCAGUGCGGCUAUUGCAAUUUCCUCGGCGUAACACCAUCUCAUAUGAAGCGACACAUUCUAAUUCACACGGGCGAACGUCCAUUCGAGUGUCCGCUUUGCCCGCGCAGAUUCACCCAGAAAGUCCACCUGAAAUAUCACAUGAACAAGACCCACAAAUUGCCCGGCAUCCCUGGCGACAAUAAUUCAUCACCUCUGCCUGUUGGCCAGGGUUCACCAGGCUCUGGCGAGGAAGGCAUCGCACCAGUCGGGGGCAUCAGCGCCCACGAUGACGAUGUCGAUGAUGUAACCGUUAUCGACGACGGCCCCGAGCCAGUCAACCCAUCCUCGCUUUUACACACGGAAAUGACAUCAUUCACGCCGCGCCAUCGAUCGCCUUGUAGCGGAUGCGACGCAUGUUGCCCGCGCGAUAAAUUGGGCCACUCUGCAAAAUCCCACCAACUCGAACAACAACAACAACAACAACAACAACAACACAGAAAGGGCCUCAAAGAAAAACUGCGAUUUGGGCUGACCCAUUCUACCUAUCUUACAUUGACUAGUCUUCGCCUAAUUGCUACGGCAGUGUUCAGCUUGAAACACUUUUCCGCCUCUUUCCUUAUCAACUUCUACGACCAACAUGCUGGUUUUAAUGCCUCAGAGUCACUUACAGCGGUACACUUAUUUUUUGCAGACGUUAAUGCGAACUAUUUAUGGCCAGCCGCCCUAGCCGCGUUCCAGAAUGCCUCAGGACAACGGUCCGAGAGUCCAGAACCUGGAGAGAAUUUCAGCCGGACCGCAAGCCCCACCCUGAUGCCACCACCGCGACGUCGUGUAACCCAGCAAGAUCCAAACUCGCCAAAUAAACGUCGUGGCCGCUAUCAGUGUAGCUUCUGCAACUUCCUUGGCGUAACGCCAUCGCACAUAAAACGUCACAUUCUAACUCAUACUGGCGAACGUCCAUUUGAGUGCCCGCUUUGUCCACGCCGCUUCACUCAGAAAGUCCACCUGAAAUACCAUAUAAAUAAAACCCACAAAAUGGGGUCCGCAGAAGAGAUUUCACCGGUUGGAGACAUCAGUGCUGCUGACGAUGAUGUCGAUGAGCUAACCAUUAUAGAUGAUACCCCCAAACGCGUCAAGCCGUCCUCGCUUUUGCGCACAAAGAUGACGGCGUAAACAAAAGGCGAUUGCCCUUUUUCUUUUAACCUGAAUAUAAUCGGCUGCAGUUACCGAUUGUCCCCCAGUAACAACCUGACAGUGCGGGUGGUCAACCAAGUUCAAGUUGCCAGACCUGACAACUACACAGCACGUAAUUAAUAGCCACUCUCAUCGCAUUCUACAUUCACUCGUAUACAUAUAUAGCGUAAUGUCUCAUAUUUUGAUUCGUUACUGUGUGCCUCUACGCGUGACUUAACGUGAUCAAGGGUAUCGUCACAACAAAUUUAACCGUCAUCGACACGGAAUGUGAUCGUUCGUCCCUUUUUCCCGAUGAUGCUUGCUUGCUUGCUUAGUUUGUACUUUUGGUUUUUGUAUAAGAACAUCGAGCCAAUUUUAUUGUUUCAUUGCCUAUCUGGCUAUAAAACUGGUUCUCUCUUUCUCUGUAACAGUCCUAAGAAGGCCGAUUCUGCUGGAAAAAUGCAGUUUACUUUAAUUUUGGGGAAGGACACGUGACCUUUUGUUCGAGAAGUUAUUAGGGUCCCAAAAGCUUUGUGCUUUGUACAUUUAUUAGCUGAAUCUCACUGUAAAUUUAUUUCAGACACUUGAUAUACUAUAAAUAUCUCAUACAUAAAAAGUGACGUAUGAGCGUACUAUUGUUCUAGUUGUCGUCACGUCAUAUCUGUUUGGGUGACUUUUGUCCAUACGUGCUUUAAAGCACAACUUUACCGAUUUUUGUGGUCACAUACCAGUAUUGCGCCAGGCAUUUACAACACACGCCAUAUUUCACUAAACUCUACAACUAUACAGCUAAUUACCGCUGUUUAGACGUACACGUAAAAGGAUAUUCAUUUAUAGGAGCUAUUAUUUAACCCUUAACACUCUUAUUUUUUGCCUAGACGAUCCCAUAAACAUUGUUGGCGAAUCGCUGGCGACUCCAUGCUGUUAUCAUUCCAAGAGCCUCGUGGUGCAUUCAUUAUCAAACGAGCUCAUUCGUCCUUAUAUAUAAAUGGCGUUUUUACCAGCUUCCAUCUACAAAUCGAAGUCAACAAGAGGGGUCAAUUUUAAGUAAACUUUUUUGACAGAUCGCUUGGGCGAACGGACGUGAAGCAACCUCUUAUAGAAGCUACACGUGUGUCCGUAACGGAUCCAACAACAAUAUUGAUAAUAUUGAAUGCAAUUACUU
Varroa destructor (honeybee mite) is the source of this 7806-nucleotide messenger RNA. RefSeq lists its product as uncharacterized. Gene Ontology annotation, biological process: positive regulation of transcription by RNA polymerase II. Lineage: Eukaryota; Metazoa; Arthropoda; Arachnida; Mesostigmata; Varroidae. The record is from RefSeq and is a predicted model, not a curated record. Gene Ontology annotation, cellular component: nucleus.